AUGGCUGUAGCAGCAACAGCACUAGCAACCGAUACGACUUCCGAUGAAUUAGUCAAGUCUCGAAUUGAAAAUGGUCGUUACGUUAAUUCAUUCAAUCCUGAAUUUAAAUUCCCUGGUCCGGCACUCACUUUAAAGUGGAUACUUUUUGCACCGGACAACAAACGAUUGCCGUCUACUAUACAAGAACUGGAUAAAAUGCUACCGGUUAUUCAACAUGAGAAACCUAAUGAACUAUAUCGAACAACACCUGGCCUACGAUUUAUCUGGAUUGGACAUGCAUCAUGUUUUAUUCAAAUGAAUAAUUUCAGAUUUCUUGUCGAUCCAGUUUUCAGUGAACCACGAAAACGUUUCCGUCCACCGGCAUUAUCAAUAAACGAUUUACCCGAUGAUCUCGAUGCUAUACUAAUUUCACAUAAUCAUUUUGAUCAUCUCGAUUAUCCUAGUGUAAGAAGCUUAAACGAACGUUAUGGUGAACGACUAACUUGGUUCUGUGGUCGAGGUAGUCGACAAUGGUUUCUCGAUAGUCAAGUACAAAAUAUUGUCGAACUCGAUUGGUGGGAAGAGCACCAUUUUUCGAAAAAACAAGUGAACAUUGCUUUCUGUCCAGCUCAACACUGGAGUCGUCGUACUCCAUUUGAUCUGAACAAAUCUUUGUGGGGUGGUUAUGCUGUUUGGGAUGCUACACACAGAUUUUACUUUGUUGGAGAUACAGGUUACACUCAUAAUAUUUCAAUUUUCCGACAAAUAGGCAAAAAAUAUGGUCCAUUCGAUUUAAGUGCUAUACCAAUUGGUGCCUAUGAACCACGAUGGAUGAUGGAAGCUCAACACGUGUCACCAGAUGAAGCUGUUCAAAUACAUAUGGAUGUUCAAUCAAAAAAAUCGAUCGGUAUUCAUUGGGGUACAUGGACAUCGGGAAAUGAAUAUUUUUUGGAACCACCUGAGAAACUUUCUCAAGCAGUUAAAAACAAUCAACUCGAUCCAUCAUCAUUUAUUGUAGUUAAACACGGUGAAAUCUUCGAUUUACCCUAG
Messenger RNA from Rotaria socialis, 1029 nucleotides. Lineage: Eukaryota; Metazoa; Rotifera; Eurotatoria; Philodinida; Philodinidae. The record is from the annotation of a GenBank genome assembly.